This is a messenger RNA of Numida meleagris (helmeted guineafowl), 2781 nucleotides long. It is a transcript of the gene RNF32, whose product is annotated as ring finger protein 32. The coding region runs from base 30 to 1214 and encodes 394 amino acids. The record is from RefSeq and is a predicted model, not a curated record. Lineage: Eukaryota; Metazoa; Chordata; Aves; Galliformes; Numididae. Gene Ontology annotation, molecular function: zinc ion binding; cullin family protein binding; ubiquitin protein ligase activity. The transcript is spliced from 8 exons. Gene Ontology annotation, cellular component: anaphase-promoting complex. Gene Ontology annotation, biological process: anaphase-promoting complex-dependent catabolic process.
CGUAAGAAUAAAUAAAAGUGAGACACUGAAUGGGCACAGCAGCUCCCUCACACAGCGCCUUCCCACACAGAAGCCGUGCGUGCACAGCAGCCCGGGUUCUCCUCCCCAACCCCGCCCAGGCCGCUGUGUUGCCAGGCAUUCCUGGCAACGUUUCUGUUCCUAGAGCCAACCGACUUCUGUGGACCUGUCUGGAGACAGUCGAUGGAGCGCCAUCGUUUUUACAAGAUCCUUUUAAGUCAAGGUCAAGGAACAUCAGGAACACUUACAGAUCCGUGAACAAAGAGAUGGUCAAAGCAGUGGUAGAUACUGGGCUACAGAAAAAGAGCGCUCACCACGAGAAUAAAGAAGAUGCGGAAAAGGAGUAUGUUCUUGAUCCCAAUCCUCCACGGCUAACAUUAGCUCAGAAGUUAGGACUAGUGGAGUCCCCCUCCCCACCACUAACUGCUGAAGAAUGGGCAAAAAUAAAACAGAGAUCUAUACAGCAUGGAGAUUCCAUCCAGCCUUGUGCAAUAUGCAGGGAAGAGUUUGCACUUCACCCUCAGGUGUUGCUUUCAUGUUCCCACGUAUUCCAUAAAGCAUGCCUGAAAGCCUUUGAAAAUUUUACAGGCAAAAAGUCUUGUCCUAUGUGCAGGAAAAUGCAGUAUCAGACCAGAGUAAUACAUGACGGGGCUCGCUUAUAUAAAAUAAAGUGUGCCAUCAGAAUUCAAGCCUCCUGGAGGGGAUACGUUGUUAGGAAAUGGUAUAAAAACUUGAGAAGAACAGUGCCUCCUAAAGACAGCAAGCUAAGAAAACAGUUUUUUGAGGAAAAGGUUCAGCAGAUCAGCAAGCGGCUGUUGAGUUCUUAUGACAUAAACCUAGAUGAUUUUCUUUCCAAGAUAGAUUCUUCCAUAGCUGCGUGUCGAGAUGCAUUUCAGCAGCUGGAAGAAAAAGAAAUACUCCUCAGUGAAAAUGACUGGGAGAAGAUCCAGAUGCAGGCAUUUCGGCAGGAGAUAGCUGAUUGUCCUAUCUGCAUCAUGCCACUCAGCCCUGCUGCUCACCCUGCCUGCAUCUUGUCUGGUACCAGCAAUCUGUCUUCACGACAGAUUGUUCUGCUUUCUUGUUCACAUUUGUUUCAUCAUACCUGCCUUGAAGCGUUUGAAGAUUUUUCCUUGGGAGCGCAACAUAUUUGUCCUUUGUGUCGCUCAUAUUAUCAGAAGAAGAUCCUCAAGUGCUGAUAUCCACAGCUCAGUGAAGUACUGAGUAGAACACAGCUGACAACACAUGUGCUUCUUUCUAACUUGGGAACCUUUUAAGAUCCAGAUCUUUCAAGUAAUUUUUUUUUUUCUUUUUAAAUGUACGAUGGCCUUCCCCUUGUCUUUGGAGAAAUAAAAGUUAAGAGUGCUAUUGCUUUACUUUUAUAUUCAGCUUCACCUUUUGUCUUGGCAUUUUUCAUCUCCCCUCCUCUGGCACUUCCACCUGCCCUUGUUUUCAUUUCUUUUUCCCAGAGAUGAGGCACAGUUCAUUGAGGCAUUGUGUUCCUUCAGCAGAACCCUCGUUAUCCCCUACCUUUGUGGUUUUACACUUGGUAUUUGGAAACACAGGCUCCCAACUCAGAAGAACGAUCAGUACAAUCACUGCAAGAAACACGUUUUCCUUCAGCCAAGCUUGCCAACCAGAACCCCGGCUGCUGCUUCUGCUCGAACAACUCUGACCGAUCCCAGUUCGCUGUACACAAAUAGGAAGUGACCCUCAAAGGCUGAGGAUCACUUCAGAACUUCUGAGAACUACAGAACCAGUAAGUACUCAUUUUUUUAGCAGGAAUAAAAAUAUGAUUAUGACUUUUCAGCUGUACGUUGCUGAAACCAAGUCAGGUCCCCACACGUAACUUAUAAGCCUGAGCACAAAGACCAUCUCAUAGAAGCUACAACAAAAAGAAGAUAAAAGUAACAAGGAAGAUCAUUCUGCAUAAGAAGGCAAUGGCUGAUUAGCUAUUCAAACAGAGAGCUUUCAAAUAAUGCUGACAAGAUCUGAUUGAAUCUAGCAUCAAGUGAGGUGGUCACCACAUUUCCAGGUACAUGCGUUUAAGUCUUGAGCUAGAAUAGACAAAUAUUCUAAUAGGAAAUCCUUAGGUAAGAGGUGUUCUACAAAAGUCAGCAUCAAACUGUUGAGAGAAUUGGGGAGGUCGCUUGUUAAACUGAAGACAAAGGGAAAUACAACCUUUCAGCCUAGGAAAUGCUAAUGCAAGCAGGAAGGUUGUCUUGCUUACUACGGACACUUGAGAACCAAAUUAGAGCUUAACACAUAGCAAGGGCCAGUCACACUUCACAUUUAGGAAACCUAGGACAAUUAAACAACAGUAUAUCGCCAGACAGCACAGAAGUCACAGAUAUUCCUGGUAUCUGACCUGCCUCUUAGGGACUAACAUAGGUAUUUUGAUCCUGUGCAGCUGAAUGGCUGAGAUGUCUGCAGGUCCUUUCCAAAUGUACAAUUCUUGGACUUCUUUAAAAAAAAACACUGAAGUCUCCAGAGAAAGAGUAAGUCCAAAGCUGUUUCAGUUUCAAGCAGUUUAACAAACAUGAUGGUCAUUAUUAACAUCUAAGAACUGCACAUCAGUCAUACUCUUAAACAUUACACAAUCAGGAUACUCUUCUACAAACAAUCCUCACUUUCUUGGAGUGCUUGAAUUAAUCACACACUUGCUUUAAGAGCAGGGCUAUUAACACCUCUGAGUGUACACCAUAUAUGGUAUGCGAUGGAGAUUCGUGUAAUUUUUUUUGUAAGAGAAUCUCAAAUGUACAUUAA